Messenger RNA from Elgaria multicarinata webbii, 678 nucleotides. RefSeq names its product lipid transferase CIDEC-like. The record is from RefSeq and is a predicted model, not a curated record. The transcript is spliced from 5 exons. Lineage: Eukaryota; Metazoa; Chordata; Lepidosauria; Squamata; Anguidae. Bases 1 to 678 code for a protein of 225 amino acids. Gene Ontology annotation, biological process: regulation of apoptotic process; apoptotic process.
AUGGAUUAUGCCAUGAAAUCGCUGAGUUUCCUCUCCCUGCGAUCUCUGUCCAGGUCUGCAUCUUCUGGGGACUCCUCUGUGACUCAACAGCUCCCAAUGCCUCCGACAUCCCAUGCCCGGCCUUAUCGGGUGAGCACUUGGAACCGCACCGUGCGCAAGGGGAUCAUGGCAAUGAGCUUGAGCCAUCUGCUUGAGAAGGUGCACUACGUUUUGCCUGUGGUGGGGGCCGUAACCCUUGUCCUGGAUGAAGAUGGCACCAUUGUAGAGACCGAGGAGUUCUUCCAGACCUUACAGGACAGCACCGUAUUCCUAGUGCUAACCAAAGGACAAUCCUGGUACCCAGCGAAGACCCCAGGCUACCAACUUGCCCUAUCCCACAGGCCUCCACACAGCCACGAUGUGGCCUGUGUGACCCUUGACCUCUACAAAACCAAACCCGAGGACUUCAUUGGCUGCCUGAGUUUCAAAGCUGUUCUCUAUGGCAGAUACAGCAUCUCCUACGACAUGCACUGUGGCGGGGCGAAGAGCAUCGUGAAGGAAGCUUUACGCUGGACUCUCUACACCAUGCAAGCCACAGGCCACGUCCUCAUUGGCACCUCCGGUUACAUGCAGCAACUGCUGAAUUCCACUGAGGAUGGAGGAGAGGGCCGUGAAGACUCUUGUGUGGCACUGCAAUGA